AUGACGGUCCGAAUGGUCUUGGUGGUGUGCGCUGCGCUUUUCCUGGCGGGCAUUGCGGAGGGUCAAUCGGACCCCAGUGAAGCUAAUGCUCUCGUCAUCAUCAAGGCCUCGGCCGGCGCCCCCCCCGGCCUGAUUACGUGGAACGGUACGGAUCCCUGCGGAUCCGCUUGGUUGGGAGUGCAGUGCACGCCUGUGAACGGCGACCAGACGAGAUACGUGACAGGCCUGCAACUCCCGGGCUUCGGUCUCAGCGGAAGUCUCUCCCCCGCGCUGGGCAUGCUUCCAAACCUGCAGAUCCUAGACCUGAGCCAGAACCAGCUCGAGGGGGGGAUCCCCCGCGAGUUCCAGAACCUGACGAAGCUUGAGCAAUUGGACCUGCACGGCAACCACCUGGUCGCCACGCUGGACCCGUGGGUGGGCGCCAUGCCGCGCCUAGUUCGCAUGGACCUCAGCCGCAACUCCGUCUGGGGACCGCUGCCCGAUAACCUCUUCCGCCUCACCGAGCUCCAGCAACUCAACCUGGGCGGGUGUGUUUUCACCGGAGCCAUUCCCGCCGCAGUCGCCAAUCUCACAAGCCUGCGGCUGCUCGACCUCAGCUUCAACUACCUGAAAGGCCCCAUUCCCGAGACGCUCGGCCAGAUGACCCAACUGCAAGCACUGCUUCUGCAAAACAACACUUUCUCGGGCACGGUUUCCCCUUCGCUGGCCGGCCUAACAAGUCUCAACUACCUGUUUCUGCAAGGCAACAACCUGACGGGUGCGCUGCCACCGGAACUGAUGGCUCUUCCCAACUUGAUUGCGAGGUACGACGGCAAUCCGCUUUGCCAGCUGUCCGAGAACCAGCCCCUCUGCGCCGUUCUCCCCCGAAACACCCCCCCAGACCCCGAGCUCGCCCUCAGCCCAAUGCCCCCCCCGUCUCCGAUCACAGUUUCCACAAGCGCCCCCGGUGUUUCCGUUCUGGGGGGCAACCCCGGCACUGCGCUGACCAUGGCGCAGACCCCCCUGGGAGGAGUAUGCGUCCCAGGAACCCCCAACGUGUGCGCGUGCGGGGAAGGGAAGAUGGGUCAGGGGGUGUGUGCCGAAAACGGGGCGGCGAUUGUCGACUGUAGCUGCCAAAGCGAAUCUUCCAACAACCAGGGACUAAACACCACGACUAUCCUGGUCGCCGUCUUGGCCGCCUGUUUUGGCCUGGGGCUGUCGGCCGUCGCAUUCUGUUGCGUGCUCGCGUGCAUGCGCCGCCAAAAUAGGAAGGGCGGUCGUUUCUGUUUGAAACCUUCCAAAACGGCGGAGUUCGACAUCGAAAGUGGUCGCCAGUUUCCGGCAAGUUCCCACAGCUUCAUCACCGGAGCCUCCCUCUCCCCCCCCCAAAAACCCACUAUUCCCAAGACCCCCAAAACGCCCAAAACGCCCAAAACGCCCCGCGCCUCGAGCAGCGUCGCCAGCAGCGCUUCCAGUCGGAGCGUCGUUUCGUCCCGGGGGGGUUUCCAGCCCCCUGUUUUGACCCUCCCCUCCGCGGCGCGCUCUCCGUGGGGGGGCUCUUUGCUGCCCUACCCGGCCCCCCCUUCCUCCGCCCGUUCCCCCAUUCUAGUUCCGGGCACCCCCCAUUCAAUCUCCAGUACUCGCUUCGCCUCCGCUUUUGGCGGAGACUCCGUGAGAAACUCACUGCAAGAAGACGACAAAGGGAGCGUCUUUUCGCUCGCGCGCAGCCAGCUGUCGAAUCCGCUCUACGAAGCCUCCGUGGGGGGGCGGAAAAACCCGCUUUACGAGGGGGAAGGAGACGGGCCGAAGCCGGGGGAUCCCCAUCUGUUCUCGUUCGAGGAGCUCGCGGCCGCGUCCGAGAAUUUCAGCGCUGAGCGGCUGCUGGGCGGCUCAGGGUUUGGGAGGGUUUACCUGUGCGCGGUCGGGGGGCGGAGCCUGGUGGUCAAGCGGCUGAACGAUUUGCAGACUCUCGGUGCGCUAAACAGGGGACCCCUGCACGACCGGUUUGAACCGGAGGUGGGUCUGAUGGCCCGGUUGAACCACCCCCACGUGAUGCGCUUGGUCGGGUACUGCAACGAGGGCUCGGAGCGCUGCCUCGUCUCGCCCUACAUGCUCAACAAGUGUCUGCACGAGAGACUGCACGGAAGCAGCUUCUUCCGCAUGUGCCUCGACUGGGAGCAGCGCCUGCGGAUCGCGGCGCAGGCCGCGGGCGCCCUGGCGUAUUUACACCAGUACGGCAUCGUCCACCGCAACUUUUGCUCCAGCAACGUGCUGCUCGAUGUGAAUAUGCGCGCGGUGGUUUCCGAUUUCGGCCUCGCGCGGCUGAGCGUCGGUGGGGGGUCGGUCGCCGAGGAGGUGACGUCACUGCUCGUGGGCGCGAGCGGCUACAUGGCGCCAGAGUACGGCAAGCGCCAGGGUGACGUCACCGAGAAGGCUGACGUGUACAGCUUCGGGGUGGUGCUGCUGGAGCUGAUGACGGGCCGCCGCGCGCUGUCGUCAGAAGGCGAGCCGCUCGCGCACUGGGCCGCCAGGUGCAUUCCCCAGGGGCGCGCGCGCGUAGACAGUCUCAUCGACCCGCAGCUCAAGGGCACGUGGCCGUCGCUGGCUUUCUUCUGGACGGCGGAGCUGGCGGGGGCGUGCAUCGACGCGCGGCCGGACGCGCGACCCAACAUGGCCGACGUGGCGCAAGCGCUCAGCUUCAUUUUGCAGCACGCCGCGACCCGCCGGCCUCCUCCGACCGGAGAGAAGGAGGAGCCGCGCCACGUCCGUGGCUCGGGCGGCGCAUCCGAGGCAUCCGCACUGCCGAAACGCGACUGGAUUAGCCCGGGGAAUACCGAACCGAACACUCCGAUCAGCGAGGGAUCCCCCCGGAGCAAAUCCCCGGGGGGCGAUGAUAACUCCCCUCGGAGUCAGGACGACUCCCCCCGGAGCGCUUUCCCGGGCAGCGAGGGAUCCCUCCUGAGCGUUUCGCUGGAAAGCGACGGAUCCCCCCGGAGCAACUCCCCGGGUAGCGAGGGAAUGGAAAGAGCGCUCCUGGCCCGGGGGAUCCCCCGGCCGGGGCGCCUGGCGAUCACAAUGGAUGCGAUUGAUUUGAACAGGAACCGGGCUGCGAAACCUGGGAGAGCUUGAUUGACAAGAAUGGCACAGCUGAAAACUGGUCACUUACCUGUUUUCCGGAUUGGGCGUGAGCUGAGGGGAGGAAGUGGUACGGAAUGGAGUAAAUUCAGGGAGCGCCAGACUUAAACUCCUACGUAUAUUAUAUCAGAUUACGAUGUUUGCUGACUGAUCGAAUGGGAUCUUAGGUGUGUAAACACGGGCCUAAUCUGGAACGGGCCCGCUUUUCCUUCGACAUCUGCUGGAAAGGGCGAGGAGAAGCCUUCCUCGCUUGCAUAGUAUGAGGGGCUGACAUUGACAAGUCCUCAAUCUCCGUCUUUGUCGGGAAGCUGUUACCUGAAAGCUACUUGGUGUGCCAAGAGAAAAGGCUUGGACGCAUCAGACGGAGUGGUCAAGUUAGCCUCAGAAGUAAGGUUGAUUGUUUCUUCGGCCUCUGCAUGUAAAGGCAAACCAGUGUCCGGAAUUAUGCUACAUAUUGUUUGACGGUUGAUAAGCGGACAGUAUCUGAGCAGGGCUUAUAAAAGGGAUGACGAGUGAAUUGGGUGACGAUAAAAUGAAAAGGAGAAGUGAUCAUUUGCUACACAUCGUACGGUCAGUAGGAUUCUCAUUUGGGCUGCGAUGACUAUUAUUGGUCAGUAUGUACUAUAGUAUACUAGUUUGUAACGAACCCUGGAGACCGCUUGACAUGAACUGGAUUUU
This is a messenger RNA of Klebsormidium nitens, 3792 nucleotides long. NCBI's taxonomy places the organism in Eukaryota, Viridiplantae, Streptophyta, Klebsormidiophyceae, Klebsormidiales, Klebsormidiaceae. The record is from the annotation of a GenBank genome assembly.